Molecule: messenger RNA, 541 nt
Organism: Oppia nitens
Lineage: Eukaryota; Metazoa; Arthropoda; Arachnida; Sarcoptiformes; Oppiidae
Exons: 4
Coding region: 60-503 (147 amino acids)
Source: RefSeq, a predicted model, not a curated record
AUGACAUAAACUAUUGUUAGUUAUAUUAGAAAAGUGGUUGUUAUUAUUGAAAUAAAAAAAUGUACAAGAUUGUUUUAAUCAAUUUAUUCAUAGUGUAUAUAAUAUAUAUAAACUGUGAUCAAACACCAACCCCUCCGCAGGAAUUUAAAUGUAUGAAAGAAUUUUAUACAAAAUAUUGUGUUGAAAAAGAUCCGAAUAUUUUCAAAAAAUUAAACAAAUGUGAAGAGAAAAAUCCUAAAGAGAUUAGAGAAAUUGAAAUGAAAUGCGUACAAAAAGUACGGAAAGAGCAGGGAAAGGGAGAUGGACUACCAUCUGAUCAGGAAUAUCAGGCACUUGAAUGUGACGCCCACUGGGGUGAGAAGUUUGAAAAAUGUAUGAAUGAAAGCCUGACCGACCAAGAGAUGGCCAAACUUGAGAAACUAUAUCCGCCGCCGAAAUUGGAUAAUAUUGCCAAAGAAAUUAUGCAUUGCGAUUGUGAUGUAUAUGGUAUUAAACAUGACUAGUAUAUUACAGUACUUACAGUAUAAACCUUUGCAAUAAU